UCCCCCUUCCCCCUUUCGAUCCAUCCAAUCCACAUAUAAAAUGUCUCUCCCCCCCUUCCCCUGUUCUCAUUCAUCCUUCGAAGGCGUGCCAUCUUCAGCUCUCAUUACUCUCUCUCUCUCUCUCUCUACAAACACGCAGACAAAUCACAUCAUCAAUCACUCUGUUCCUUGCAUGCUUCUUCCUUCAUAUUCUUCCUCAUCUCUCGUUCCCCGGUUGCCCCCACUUUCCCAUACCAGUCCCACCUCCAAAAUCCAAGCUCUGAGCUUUUCCCCCCUCUGCCCAUAAUUUGGUCUCUGCAACACAACACCCCUCGCUGACACAAUGUAUAGGCCCGAGAGAGCUUCCCGAGCCGACAGGUUCCUCCACGACAGGCAAAUCCCAUCUUUCUCCUCGACCCUGCUGGAUAAAAUCUACCGCUCCAUUGACGAGCCCGAAGCGGAGCUCGGCGCGCCGAAAAGCGGCAGGCAGAGCAAAUGCAGCGGGAGGGGCAGUAGUAGAAUCAUCCAGGAUCCCGAGAUCGACGGGAUUCUACGGGCUUGCUUGGCCGAGGAGAUGGCGGGGAGGAAGGUUCGUGGAAGGGAGAGGCAGGUUUCGGCUGAACUGGACAGGAAAAUGAAGGCCGGUGAUGAUUUUUUCAGUUCGAAUUCGAGCUCCUCGGACUCGAGCUACGGCGGGUUCUCGUCCUCGGACACGGAGUCGAUGCAUGAUCUGAAGCCAUGGGUAUCGAGUUUUGUCCCGCCGCCGAUCCCGAGGCCGAAGCCGGUGAGGACCAGCGUGUCCUCUGCCCAAUCGGAAAAGUCGGGCAAAACGGAGAAGAAGACGGAGGAGAAACAGAGGAGGACGGCCCCGGCUAUGUUCGAUUACUGCCAUCGCUAUCCUUCAAUGGACGAAGCUCAACUUCAACAUGACGAAGGCAUAAUCAAAUCGAAAUCGAGGGCAUUGAAGAUCUAUGCAAACCUCAAGAAGGUGAAGCAGCCGAUAUCUCCGGGAGGCCGUCUCUCGAGCUUCAUCAACUCCUUAUUUACCUCUGGAAACGUGAAGAAGCCGAAGAGCUAUGAUGACUCGAACAUGGAGAGGAAAUCCAAGUCAGUGCAGGCCUCGACUUGCUCGUCGGCCUCCUCAUUUUCUCGGUCCUGCCUAAGCAAGAAUUCACCCGGCACGAGGGAGAAACUGCGGGACGGCGCUAAGAGGACAGUCCGGUUCUACCCCGUGAGUGUGAUCGUGGAUGAAGACCUCAAGCCCUGCGGCCACAAAUGCUUGUACGGGCAAGAUGAAACCACUUUGAUGUCAGCUUCAGUGCCAUGUAAUCGAAAAGCAAGAUCACUGGGGAGAAAAGUCGAGAAGGCCGAGGAGGAGAUUCGACACAAUGGGGUGGUGGAGAAGGCACGGAGCGUGGAGGCGGCCGCAAGAGACUUCCUGGGGGAUUAUCAUCGGAAUCAGAAGCGGACUAGGAGCAGUCCUCGUGAGACUUACCGGACCCAUGGACGUAAGGAUGCUUAUGAUGAGGACGAUGAUGAUGCUGCAAGUUGCUCGAGCUCGGACUUAUUCGAGCUUGACCAUCUUGCGGUUAUAGGCAGUGAUAGUCGGUAUUGCGAGGAGCUUCCAGUGUACGAGACCACUUGGGUCGGUAGAAACCUCGCCAUUGCUAAUGGCUUGGUAGUGUAAAAAUUCUGAUUUCAUAAGACAGAACAGUGCUUACAUUUUUCAUUUCCUCUCCCCCAACGUACACAUUUCCUCAAGUUUGUUAUCGACUAUCAAGAAUUUCGAUCGAUUUUGAUUA
This is a messenger RNA of Punica granatum (pomegranate), 1781 nucleotides long. Lineage: Eukaryota; Viridiplantae; Streptophyta; Magnoliopsida; Myrtales; Lythraceae. The record is from RefSeq and is a predicted model, not a curated record.